GCAGUUAUCAUUACAUCAAUUUAUUUCUUUCUGGCACUGUUCACCUCCAUCACCCCAUUUUUUUAUGCUUUGAGCAACAAACCUGAAGAAUUUGAGCGUAUGGAAAAAAUGGUCAAGUUCAUGUAUUUUGUACCAGAAAAAGGGUCGCAAGUACAAGCUCGGCAUAGUCCUGUUGUCCUGACCUACAGUCCACUGCUUUCAAAUACCAUGCAUAUUAACGAUUCCGAUAUUCCUGAUUACAUAAUGGGUUUCGGAACAGAUGCAAUGAUUCCUGAUCAAAUCCACCAAAAAUAUCAACCAAAUAUACCCUGCGUGACAUUUGGAAUUGUUGCAGUCAUAUUCCGAUAUCUUUUCGGUUGUUCUGCUGACUGUCUGAUUUUAAUCAUUGUUCUCUCACUUUGGUUUCCCGUUGCCGACUUUGCAAAAUUUAUUCGAAUCGAGAGAAGAAUGACAAAGUCCAUUCUGACACCAGCAGACGCAUUUGUGGAGUACAGAAGUUUGAAGAGGCUUGCAAACCUUAUAAAUGCCACCAUUAGAAAUCUGAUCAUUUUCGUUAUACUCCAAGCAAUAUUUUUCUACCCUGUUGGCAUUAAGCAGGUGGUUGCUAGUUGUGACAGUUCAGGGGUUCAUUAUAUUGGAUUUUUUCUAUUAAGUUUCUGCAUUACUUUCUAUUUUGCGGCGGAUAUCUGCAAACAGAUGCAGUCCUUCCAAGCCUAUUUACGAGAUGAACACAGGCAAUGGGAGUUUGCAAAGUUGGAUCGCUACAUGAUAUUGCAAGAAACUGUAACGAAUCCCAUUGGAAUUGCCGAUGAAGGAAGAUUUACCGUCGAUUUUCCCUUUGUCGCUGCGGUUACUAGCACAUUAAUGACGUACUUCAUUGUGAGCGUUCAGUAUGAUGAUAAACAUAAAUCAUAAACAUAGAACUUUUAUAGUCAAACAUCAAAUCUCAAUAUUGCAACAGUUUUGUUAUUACAUAUUGCAUAUUUUUGGGCCAAGUCAACACUGCACUUCCUGUUUUUUGAAUUCAUAUGUAAUAAAUAGUCCUAAUUCCUUUAUGAUUUUGAUGAGUUGUCAAUAU
This is a messenger RNA of Folsomia candida, 1078 nucleotides long. RefSeq lists its product as uncharacterized. Gene Ontology annotation, cellular component: membrane. The record is from RefSeq and is a predicted model, not a curated record. The coding region runs from base 100 to 915 and encodes 271 amino acids. Gene Ontology annotation, molecular function: taste receptor activity. Gene Ontology annotation, biological process: detection of chemical stimulus involved in sensory perception of taste. The transcript has 3 exons. Lineage: Eukaryota; Metazoa; Arthropoda; Collembola; Entomobryomorpha; Isotomidae.